CGCGGCAAAGCAGACCACAGCUUUGCGCCUUCGAACCGGCGCCAUCCCAUGGAUGAGUUGGUACUCCUUCGGGCGGGGCCUCCACGGCGAGCUGGGCCGCGAGCUUGCGCAGAACGUGGAGGUGCCUGGCCAAGAGAAUGCGGAUGUUCAGCCUCUGGCAGAGGUGCCAGGCAUCUCCAUUCUCUCCUGUGGGCACUUCCACAACCUGGCACUGACUGACGGUGAGGUGCCGCAGGUGUACGCCUGGGGUGCCAACCUCGAGGGCCAGUUGGCGUUGGAAGGAGCAGCAGAGGUCCCGAAGAGCAGCCAGCUGCAAGCAUUGCCUUCGGAUGAUCCAGUGGUUCACUUGGCAGCAGGCCGUAGCCACUCAGUCUUUGUCACCCGCGGCGGUCGCUCCUUUCUUGCUGGCCGUCUGGCCGCGGCGGAGCCCGGGGCUGCGCUCGAGCCUGCGCAGGUCCGAGAGAUCCAGCUCACAGACGCGAGCAAGCGACCUGAGGGCAAAGUGGUUGCCUGCGCAGCUGGGGAGUCGCAGACGUUCUUCUUGUCAGACGAAGGAGAGUUGUGGUCCUGGCUUGGAGAGGGCCAAGCACGGGGGCGGCUGGAGCGGCCAACCGCGCGGGCCGUGCUUGGCCUGCCAAGGGUGGCCAAGGUGGCGUGUGGCUUACAUCACACCCUCAUCCUGACCGAGGAGCGGCACGUCUAUAGCUUUGGCGCCGGAAGCAUGGGUCAGCUGGGCCUGGGUGCUUGCCGCAGAUGCCCUUCACCCAGCAAGGUCACCUUCCCAAAGCAGUGCGAAGGUAGCAUACGCGGAAUCGCUGCGGGCUUUGCUAGCUCGUUCGCUGUCACUGCCCACGGCUGGGUGUACAGCUGGGGGUGCAACGAAAAGUGCGAGCUGGGCUUGGGUGCUGCAGUUCGUGGCACUGCCACGCCCAAGCCCCUGGAUUCCCUGUACCAGGUGAAGGUAGUACAGGUUGCAGCUGGCUUCUCCCACACAGCUUGCGUGACCGACAGUGGCCUGCUCUACUUGUGGGGCUAUGGCGCAUAUGGCCAGUUGGGCUUUGGCUUCGAUGACCUCAGGUCGUCCAUGCGGCUGGGUCGCGGUUGGAGUGCCACCAAGCCCGGGCAAGGUGGCCGUGCCGGUGAAGGAGGUUUUGCACUCACUGGCCAGUGGCAGCCCUGGCAGCAGGCUUGGCCGCGACGAUGCAGACGAGGGCCCUUCCGCACAAGGCGUUGUAAGAGCGUGCAAUGCGGGGCCUACCACACGAUGGCAGAGGCCUCAGAGGAGCUGCUGGGUCCUGGCGCCCUGAGGGAGUCCGAGGUACUUUGCCCUUUGCCGCUGGAGCUGAGCGAUCUGCCGGCGGACGCGAAGGAGGUGGACCAUAGACUACCUCCAGGUGCAGGACUGGUGGAGUGCCCGCGCUCCGUGCUGCGAAAUGCAGCUCCCAGGACCGUGGAGAUCUUUCGUUCUUUGGCAGACCUGUUUUGGGAUACCACAGCGCCCAAGCGGCAGCAGUCGGAUGCGCCGAAGCAAGCGCCGCUGCCCAACUGUGCCAAGGACGGCGCAUGGCGCCGUGCCUUGAAAGCGCCCGUCAGGCCUGAGCCGAGCGUUCCGCACCCGCUGGCUCCUGUGCCACACCACAGCUCCCCGAGGCCCCAGAAGGCACUGCAAGCCUUUCCGCUGCCCGGGACCGGGCCGGCCAUGGCAACCUGGACGGAAGUGGACGAUGCCAUUCACAAGGCUUUUGCUGAUGGCCGCGCGGCACAGCGGGGCGCCGCGGAUGUGGCGCAGCUGGUGGCGGAACUGCUGGAGGUGUCGGGGCCAGAGCCCAAAGAGGCCACUGGCCUUCCAGCUUCGCCCUGCAGAGGCCUUGCACGCCUGGAAUGCCUCACGCCACGGCCCUUCUACUUGCCAGAUCAGGAGCCUUCCGAUGGUUGGCUGAAUGUGCAUGGCGCGCCCAAGCCGGUGGAGGAUGAGGCCCAGGAUGUAAUGGAGGCGGUGGCCGAGGAGGAGUUGGCAGAUGGGCCAGGGGCAAAGCCGGACUCAGCCGAGGCGGUUCAUGCAGCAGACAGCGCAGGGGAAGCAGCGGCUGAGGCGGCUGAUGCACCAGACAGUCCAGUGGAAGCAGUAGCUGAGGCGGUUCAUGCAGCAGACAGCGCAGGGGAAGCAGCGGCUGAGGCGGCUGAUGCACCAGACAGUCCAGUGGAAGCAGUAGCUGAGGCGGUUCAUGCAGCAGACAGCGCAGGGGAAGCAGCGGCUGAGGCGGCUGAUGCACAAGACAGUGCAGUGGAAGCAGUGGCUGAGGCGGUUCAUGCAGCAGACAGCGCAGGGGAAGCAGCGGCUGAGGCGGCUGAUGCACAAGACAGUGCAGUGGAAGCAGUGGCUGAGGCUGACAUGACAGUUGAGCGGGGGCCGUGAGCUGGAGCAAUCCAGUCAAGGGCGCUGAUCCUUGGCCAAGGAAGGGCUCUCUCGUAAACUGGUGGCCCAAGAUUUGUCUCGAAAUCCCAAAGCUGGACGCUUGACAGAUAUCGGUGGCCAGAAUGGCUCUCCUGGUGAGACAUCGCUUUGCAGUCUAAAGGAACUGGCUCACGCCAAGUCCGGUCUCAAGAUCAUAUACCGAUCAUGAAGCCCGAUGUGCGAAGACCUGCGU
Molecule: messenger RNA, 2648 nt
Organism: Effrenium voratum
Lineage: Eukaryota; Dinophyceae; Suessiales; Symbiodiniaceae
Source: the annotation of a GenBank genome assembly